AUGGAUUUGCUGGAAUUCCUCAAAAAAGAAUCGCUACUGACCGUGAAACCCCUCUCGAUUCUACAAUUGGCUCGAAAAUUCAAACGAAUGAGCGGAUCAUCGACGGAAACCGAACUGAUUGAAACCGAAAUCUAUGGUCAUCAAAGACGAAUCCCGACGUAUUUAGAGAUCGACUGGGUUACGAGAAUUCGAAUGAUGUUCACGUUGGGAUACAUUAUUUAUAAAGAAGAGAUAAAAGAGUGGAAUCUUCAUAAAUAUGGAGAAAUCAAAUUGAAUCAGAGCUCUCGAAUCUUGACAUUUGUGCCAAAAGACAAGAGUUACCGAUUGGAAGGCGAUUUCGAUGAGAUUCUCGCAGAAGAAGAACGAAUGGAUUGUCAUAUUGAAAACGGUCUCAAAUCUGAAGAUGACUUAUUGUUUCUGAAAUUUAUCGCUGAAAAGUCGCUGAAUGUCACCGCCCCGCUGACAAUUAUUAGUUUAUGUGAUGAAUAUAUCAAGGAGUGCGGUGUACCGAAGACAAUAAAUACCCUUCAAGGUUAUAUUCGUCAGAUCCGUUCGGCCAUUCCGCAUACUAUUUAUUUCGAUUUGGAGAGAAAAGUCAAGAUGAUGUUCGCAAUUAGUGCGAGAAUUGAAAAAGAGUUUUUGGCAGAACUCCAAAAGGACGCCUUUGUGGCUCUCGACGACCAACAACAUAUCAUCGAAUACAGAUCAAAUGACAACAGUAUUCACUUGAAAGGUCUUCAUGAUUCUGCUGCGAAAGUGGGGACUCGCGGUGAUGAUUUCAUUGGAGCCUCAACUUCGGCGAAGAAGUCUUUCUCCUACACGCCGCAACAAUGCGAGGAUUUGUUCGAUCAUCUUGCUCAUAGAGCAUUGCAAGCCACAGAACCAUUGAAUGUGAAGAGAUUAAUCAGCAAUUACAAUAAGGACAAGGGAAUUACACAGUCGAAACUUCCGAUGAAUGCGUUCAUCUCUUCACUUUUCGAAACAAUCAAAGCGAAAGACGAUUGGUCACUACAGCAGAGAGUUCAAAUGAUUUUCGUUCUCGGCGUGAAGAUGGAUUCCGAUUAUGUGACCGUACUUGAAAAGAAAGCCGAUGUGGUGACUGAUUAUGAGAUGAGAAUCACAAAAUAUUCUUCGCACAGCGAAAAAUUCCACUUGGAAGGAAUUAAUGAAGAAAAGGAAAAGGAGGUUGAAGUAAAGGCCGAUGAACGAAUGAGAAGAAGUAGAAGAACUAACCCAGUAGUCAGCGAAGACCAGAAGCCAUUCGGAACACCGAGCAAGAAGUUAAAGUUAGAACCGAAGAACGAAGAACCAUCCGAAACACCUCCAGAUGCUCAGGACGACGCUAAUAGAACGCGCAAUGACGUGGCGGAACCCGCAUUGGCAGUCGUUAAAUCCGAGGAGACGAUCCCACUUCUCCACAUUCUUGAAGGCCUGAAAAUGAUGGUGGAGGAGCUGAAUUCUCUGAAUCUUUCAGCAGAUAUCAAAAAGAUUGAUAAGUCGUUGAGGGAUGCCAAAAACAAGGAUGUUAGUAUCCUCGUCUGUCAUCUGGACAUAGCUCUUCAGUCUUGCUUCCUUCUUUCUACUAAACGAUUACACAAUGUUUGGUCCGCCGAGAGUGAGAAGCCGUACGGUGAAUUCGUUCGGAUCUUCAAUAAGACAAUCUCCUCAUGGAAUUCACCGGGACUCGCCGAGCUUCAGACAAUUAUCAAUGGAAAUUUGGCCGAGAAAAAUAAGAAAUUUGUCUCAAUGGGAAGUUUUUCGUCAGGAUUGAAUCAUAUACUCGCUGUUAUAAUUCCAUGA
This is a messenger RNA of Caenorhabditis remanei, 1800 nucleotides long. RefSeq lists its product as uncharacterized. Lineage: Eukaryota; Metazoa; Nematoda; Chromadorea; Rhabditida; Rhabditidae. The transcript has 5 exons. The record is from RefSeq and is a predicted model, not a curated record. Bases 1 to 1800 code for a protein of 599 amino acids.